Messenger RNA from Colletotrichum navitas, 794 nucleotides. Its product is annotated as 40S ribosomal protein S11. Gene Ontology annotation, molecular function: structural constituent of ribosome. The record is from RefSeq and is a predicted model, not a curated record. NCBI's taxonomy places the organism in Eukaryota, Fungi, Ascomycota, Sordariomycetes, Glomerellales, Glomerellaceae. The transcript is spliced from 2 exons. Gene Ontology annotation, cellular component: ribosome; cytosolic small ribosomal subunit. Gene Ontology annotation, biological process: translation. Bases 148 to 636 code for a protein of 162 amino acids.
AUUUUUUCGUGCCCUAAGCUGGGCCACAUCUCUUGCUCGUCACUCGAUUUUUCCGCAGCUCUGGUUGAAAGCGGCUCAGCAUCAACGACUUCUAACCUCAACAGCACCCACCCCGCCCAGUCGACCCGACCGCAUCACGACGUCAAGAUGGCUACCGAGUUGACCGUCCAGUCCGAGAGGGCUUUCCAGAAGCAGAAGGGUAUCUUCCUUAACCAGAAGGUCAAGGCGAAGUCUGCUCGCCCCGGCAAGAGCGGCCGCAGAUGGUACAAGGACGUUGGUCUGGGUUUCCGCACCCCUGCCACUGCCAUUGAGGGCUCCUACAUCGACAAGAAGUGCCCCUUCACCGGCCAGGUCUCCAUCCGCGGUCGUAUCCUCACCGGCACCGUCGUUUCCACCAAGAUGCACCGCACCCUCAUCAUCCGCAGAGAAUACCUCCACUACAUCCCCAAGUACGCCCGUUACGAGAAGCGCCACAAGAACCUUGCCGCCCACGUCUCCCCCGCUUUCCGUGUCGAGGAGGGUGACCAGGUCACCGUUGGCCAGUGCAGACCUCUGAGCAAGACUGUAUGUUACAAAGAUAUACCACGACGGCCGCUGUUCAAACGAGAGCUCUCUCGCGGGAGGCAAGUUUACUAACGUCGAAUCCAGGUCCGCUUCAACGUCCUGCGUGUCCUUCCCCGCACUGGCAAGGCUGUCAAGAAGUUCAGCAAGUUCUAAAUUGGCUCAUUGGCAUUUACGGCGUGACUGCGGUGUGGGUUCUUCAUUACAUACCGGAUGGGAGGUCAACAGGAAAA